AUGCAAAGGCAGGCUCGUGCUGGUUCCGUGGCAGUAACCCUGUGUCCUGGUCGGUUCGGUUUCCGGUCCAGAUGCUCAUAUUUAAAUCCGUAUACAUCCACCUCUGCCCUCGAACAUUCGUUCUCCGUCGGUAUCCGCUCGAUCCGCGUCGUUCGUUGUGUUCCCGGAGGUCGCGCGGGCAGCUCCGCACCGCGCCCGCUUUCCUGUGUACAAACGGCAGCGUGUACGGUGCCGUGUUUAUCGGGGGCGGGGAAAGCAGCCGAUUGGUCCGCCGGCUCGGCCAAUGGGAGCGCGCGGCAGGCAGAGGCUGGGCUGCCCGAGGGAGGAGGAAGGGGGGCGGGGCUAUACAGGAGGGAGCUCCUGAAGCUGAUCCCAGCUCAGUCCACGCCCACAGAUCAGGACAUAGGGCGGGACGCACGAGCCGACUCCAGAUCAGCGGCAGGAAAAACGCGGACUUACGGCGGCUUCGCAUGCACUCCCCAACGUGCUCGCAGCCCGGUGACGUCAUUUGUUCCCUAUCGCUGCGGAACGCACGCGGCUGUUGGAGUGUCUGUAAACAGAGCAGAUGAAGAGCUUUCGCCUCCGAAACCGGAAGUGUUCGACAGUCACCCAUCUUGUCCGUUGUCAGUGGUGGAACCAGGGCGUAUCCGCUCUUUGAGAACCAGGAAACACGUCCGUGUCAUCCCCGGUGUCCCUCCUUUAGCUCCGAUCGGACCAGGAGUUGGACACCACGGCGUUAACGGACACCUGACUGUCGGAACCAGCUCGGCCCCGGUCGGUUCGAUGGCGAACACCACCGCCUCUUCACCGGGUCAGGCCACGCCCCCUGAAGGCGGUGGGCGUGGCAGCAGCUCGGUGGACCAGACGGCGUUCGUGCUGGUGCCGGCGUUCUUCCUGCUGGGUCUGCUGGGCGUGGUCAUCUGUCACGUGUUGAAGAGGAAGGGUUACCGUUGUACGACCGAGGCCCAGGACCAGGACCAGGACCAGGACCUGGACAAGGACCAGUACCAAGGACUGGAUCGGGACGUCGAGAUGGGAGAUCUCGACGACACCUUCAGCGACAACAACGACACCGUUGGACAGAUCGUUCAUUACAUCAUGAAAAACCAAGCGAACUCCGACGCCCUCAAAGCCAUGGUCCACGACAACAGCAUCGACUCAGACGGGCCGCCGCUGACCCCCACCUCCCCCGCGACGCCGUCCCCCCCUGUGACCCCCGUGUCACCGGGGGCUCCUGUGGGCGUGGCCAAACACACCUGUAACCACCUGCACACCAUCGGAGGGGUGGGCGGGAACAAGAACAUCUGCACCCGCUGCAGUCAGAAGAAGUGGCCGCUCAUGAGGAAGCCGUCGGCGAGGAGGGCGGAGCUAAGGCGGAGCCACUGCGGAGAGGUCACCGUGCUGGCGGUGGGCAGGUUCCGUGUAACCAAGACUGUUUGCGAAAAGCCGACGCGGGAACGACGGACGCUGCUCGUGUCCGACUCCGACCAGAACGUUCCCACGUCUCCCGUGGAGGCGGAGCCAAAGAGCUGGACCACGUCAGAGUCUCAGCAGGCACAGACUGACAACAUGGACAAAGAGAAAUGAUAAUCAGUUUUUUCUCUCAAACAUCUGGACAUUUUCUAAACCCAAAUCUAAACCAGUGAGUCGUCAGCGUACGAUGAAACAAAGCAGUGUCAGGAGUCAGUCCAAGUCUUCAACCAGAAACUCACCGGCGGAUGACGAAGACGACGAAGGCCACGACGACGACGUGGGCGGUUUUUCGGAGUGCGGUGGGUUCACCUGGGUUUCCUGUUUACUCCAGAUUUACGACAACGCAGCUGCUCCAGCAGAAACCAGGUUUACAACGCCACCAAACCAGGUGUUUAAAGGAUCGGACUGCGGAUCUGAAAGUGUUUUCUGAAACGGUCAGAAGGUAAAAGCUGACAGAACGCGUCGUCGGUCGGAUUAUUUCGGAUUAUUUGUGCUUCAUGGUCUUCUCAGCUGAUCAAAGCAGCUCCUUCUUACAUUAACAGCAGAGUCCUGCCGUCUGUUCGCCUGUAGAGCGAAUGCACGUUAUUCUAUCGGUUAUAGAUCGGAAAUUAACUCUGGAUUAUUGUCACAUGAUUAAAGUGUUUAAUUAAUAAUGAGGGGGAACAGCUGCAGACGGGCAUCGACUUCAAUACAGCCCUUCAUGGUGGAUUUUACAUAUAUAUAUAUUAACAUUAAUGUGUUUAAUUGUAUGAAUUUAUGUUCAAAUAUAACCAGAUUUUUAUGAUCAGUUGUAGAUAACGCUCAGUUUAGUUUAGAUUAAUAGGCCAAAGCUCGGUUUAAUACGGAAAAAAAGAAAAAUCAGGAAAGAAUCGUAAUGCGUUUAGUAAAGUUUACAAUGAAAUGGGAUUUAUUUUCCAAAGCAAUGACGUAAUCUGGUAAAAUAAACACUUUUAAGAAAGAAGGGAGUAAUAUAUAAAGAAAAUAUGAAAUUAUUUUUCCAUAUAAGUAGAAAUUUACAGGAAAAAAUGGUGGGGCAUUUACCGGGAAUAGAAAUUUAUAAAUAAAAACUAAUUACUGACAAGUAAGGUCAUAUAAUUAACAACAAAAAACUACAUGUAAGAGGAAAAAAAAUAAAUUCGGAAACAGCCAAUUUAUCUGAAAAACUCAGAAAUUAACAAGAAAAUCAAUUACCUCAAACUCAAACAAUGAAAAAAAAAAAAUGGGAGGAAAAUGUAUGAGAAAAAAACUUUAAUUUACCAGAAAUUUACAAGAAAACCUGAGAAAUCUGAGGAAAAAAAAGAAAAACACUUAUUUACCAGAAAAUUUCAAAUUAACCACAAAAAAAAUCCCUGAAGAAAAUUGUGUAUUUUUGAUAUUUUGUGGGAAAAUAAUUCAAGAAAAACUCAAUAAUUUCAAGGAAGAAAAAUAUGUAAAAAAAAAAAAAAAAAAACUGGGAGAUUUACCAGGAACAGAAAUUUAUAAGUAAAACCUAAUUAGUGAAAAGUAAAGUCAUAAAAUUAACAACGAAAAAUUACAUGUAAGAGGAAAAAAAUAAAUGAGGAAACACCCAAUUUAUCUGAAAAACUCAGAAAUUAACAUGAAAAUUAAUGACCUCAAACUCAAACAUUAAUGAAAAAAAAAAAAGGGAGGAAAAAUGUAUGAGAAAAAAACUUUAAUUUAC
Sphaeramia orbicularis (orbiculate cardinalfish) is the source of this 3154-nucleotide messenger RNA. It is a transcript of the gene rell1, whose product is annotated as RELT like 1. Gene Ontology annotation, biological process: positive regulation of p38MAPK cascade. Gene Ontology annotation, cellular component: plasma membrane. The record is from RefSeq and is a predicted model, not a curated record. Lineage: Eukaryota; Metazoa; Chordata; Actinopteri; Kurtiformes; Apogonidae. Bases 1 to 1587 code for a protein of 528 amino acids. The transcript has 10 exons.